AUGUCACAAGAGCAGUUGCUAGAGGAUGCUCCUAACCUGAUAAGGGAAACGAGAUCGAAUUUUUCUAUCAGCAACGAUACAGAAUUAUUGGUAAGCAUCGAAACUAACCUCAGUGAAUUACAGAAGCUUGUGCACGAGAACAUCAAUGCAAGAGAACAAGAAGUAGAGCAUCUUGAAAGAACUAUGGGAAAAUCUGAAGGGAAAGUAUCACUUUUGCGUGAAAGGUUUCAGGAGAUUUCCUCGAACUUACAGCAACAUGAGGUACAAGACAGUUUGCUCAAAUUAGCACAAGAGUUGGAAGAGUUGGAACAGAAACUGGUAUCAAUGAGAAGCGAAAUGGACCGAGGUAUGGAAAAAUUGGUAAAGAGCGAUAGUAAUAGAGAACUCGAAGAAACGUUAGAGCAACAAGAACCAGAUUCACGUGCCAAUAUCUUAAAGUUACAACUUUACCGCUCAAUGGGCGUUAUCCUCGAUACAGAUAACAAUCAAGCCUUGGUACGGAAGGGUGACGAUGUAGACGUUCUUCCGCUAAAUGAUGAACUUAGUGAUUUUUUCAAGACCAAAUAUAUAUGGGAUAGAAUAUAA
Messenger RNA from Lachancea fermentati, 585 nucleotides. Lineage: Eukaryota; Fungi; Ascomycota; Saccharomycetes; Saccharomycetales; Saccharomycetaceae. The record is from the annotation of a GenBank genome assembly.